GCUUCGCAUCGCGCAAGUCAAAUCUGCUGCAUACAAACGUUAAGUGAGAGUCGCCACACAAUGGCCAACAACCCGAUCGAGGACGAUGCUCGUGAGCUGCUGAUCCUGGAGCGCCAGCGCACGGCCGCAUUGGAGCUGGAGGUCAAGACACUGCGUGCGUCGCUAGUGGCGCUGGGCGAGUCGACCGAGUUUGAGGAGGAACGCAUGACCAACCGUCUCAUUAAGCGUCUUCAUGACGUCAAGAGCGAGAAGGAGAAGCUGGCGCUCGAAGUGGAGCGGGAGGAGGAGCUACUGACGAACAAUCUGCAGAAGAAACUCAACCAAGUGCGCAAGGAGAAAGUGGAUCUGGAGAACAAGCUGGAGAACGAGCAGGAGUAUAUCGUCAACCGUCUCUCGAAGCAGCUCGAGACUGCGCGCGCCGAGAAGGAGCGACUGCUACAGGAGCUACAGAACGAAGACAAUGGUGUACGUAAGGCGCUAGAGUCGCAGGUGGCUAAGAUCCUGCACGAGAAGGUGCAUCUGGAGAACGAGUUGGAACAGGAGCAGGAGUUUCUGGUGAACCGCCUGCAAAAGCAGCUCUCGGGUCUUAACAGUGAGCGUCGUCGUAUGGAGCGCAAACUGGCGAAGGAAAAUGUGGCGCUCAUCGAUCAGAUGCGGCUAAAGCUCGACGUGCUCAAGCUCGAGUGUGGAGACGACGCCAACGCCUUUGCAGAUGGCGUCAGCAAGAUGCUGGCUAAGGCCAAGGAGCAACAGGCUAAGAAGGCGGCAGAUGUCGUCAAGACAACUAAGGACGACAUCAACAUCCAGACAUGGGCCGCUUCUUCCGGCUUGAAUCCGCAACUGACACCCGAAGGACUUGUUUACCAUCACAUUCGUCGUGGCACGAUGUGA
Molecule: messenger RNA, 891 nt
Organism: Phytophthora infestans T30-4
Lineage: Eukaryota; Oomycota; Peronosporomycetes; Peronosporales; Peronosporaceae
Exons: 1
Coding region: 61-891 (276 amino acids)
Source: RefSeq, a predicted model, not a curated record